CGGCGACGCCUCGGGCGCCUUCGACAAGGUCAAGGGUUUCGCCGCCGAGCGCGCCCGCUUCCACUCGUACUUCAACGCGGGCGUGAUGAUGCUGUCGCCGUCCGAGGCCACCUACCAGGACCUGCUCGCCGAGGGCAGCAAGGAGCACAAGAACAAGUUUGGCAACGUGAUCGACUGCACCGAGCAGGCCCUCCUCAACUCGUACUACGACGGUUCCACGCCCGAGCGUGGCGUCACCAAGCUCGCCAUCGGCCGCGCCGACGUGGCCAACGACUGGCAGGCUGCCGGCGCGCCCUUCGCGGUGCACUGGAUCACGCACUCGUGCCCCAAGCCGUGGGUGGUGGCCGACGGCGAGGUGGCGGUGCCGUCCGACUGCGACGCGGUGGUGUACGCCUACUGGAAGCGCGUGUGGGACCGCCUGACCUCCUCGGCCACCGACGAGUCCUCCAAGGGCAGCUUUGGCAGCCGGAACGGCGCGCGCCGCAUGCUGCGCCGCCUCUCGGGCGUCAGCGCGGGCCACUCGAUGGCGCACAAGCCGACGCUCUCGGAGCUCGCCUCGGACGUGCACACGAGCAUCGGCCGCCAGCUCCGAGAGGUGAUGGCCUCGAGCCGCCACGGCCACUCGCGCAUGCUCCGCCGCCGCCGCUGGAAGCGCGACGCUGAGUACGACUCGGGCUGGGGCGAGAACACGAUCGCGUGGAUCGCGAUCAUCGGCACGCUUCUGCUGGGCCUCGGCGCGGGCGCGCUCCUGCACAAGCUCUUCAUCAAGGCGCCGGUCGCCGUCUCGAAGAACAUGACCGUCGUCCAGGCCAAGCGGAUGGGCUUCCAGGCGCUGGGCGAGGGCAAGGGGCCCGUCGGCGUCGUGAGCGCGGUGGACGACGACGACGAGGAGGAGGAGGAGGAGGAGGAGCCGGUCAAGAAGUAGGGGGGGCGCGCCCUAGGGUUGCCCGCACCCGGCGGCCCGGCCAAAAGACGCGCCGGGCGGUGCGGGCUUUUGACAGGCUUUUGAUUUGAGACCAUAUGGAGAUGGCUAGUGGCGCGCGGCUGGGUUGUUGGGGACGGUCCUCGCCGCGGGUGUCCCAGUGUGUGUGCCGCCGGCGCUCGUAUGCCUCGACGGCUCGGGGAGGGGAGGCGCGGGUGCCGGGGCUGGGGUAGGGAGGGGGGCAGCGGUCUCCUGAGCCACACUGUCUCGUCGUCAGAGAGCGGGGGGCGCGCGAGCGCGCGGCCCCUCGGACUCGCAGUGAUUGUUUCCGGGUGUUCUUGUUUCUUUGGUAUACAACAUUACAUCCCUCCCC
This is a messenger RNA of Emiliania huxleyi CCMP1516, 1295 nucleotides long. RefSeq lists its product as hypothetical. Bases 86 to 925 code for a protein of 279 amino acids. The record is from RefSeq and is a predicted model, not a curated record. The transcript has a single exon. Lineage: Eukaryota; Haptophyta; Isochrysidales; Noelaerhabdaceae.